Messenger RNA from Lodderomyces oxycetoniae, 636 nucleotides. It is a transcript of the gene YRB1, whose product is annotated as Ran GTPase-binding protein. Gene Ontology annotation, cellular component: cytoplasm; nuclear pore. Gene Ontology annotation, biological process: NLS-bearing protein import into nucleus. The record is from RefSeq and is a predicted model, not a curated record. The transcript has a single exon. NCBI's taxonomy places the organism in Eukaryota, Fungi, Ascomycota, Pichiomycetes, Serinales, Debaryomycetaceae. Gene Ontology annotation, molecular function: GTPase activator activity. Bases 1 to 636 code for a protein of 211 amino acids.
AUGUCCAACUCUGAAGCUGGCAAGGCCACAACAUCGGAAGAGUCCCAAAUUUCCAAACCUCCAUCCGCCAAUGUCUUUUCUAUGUUUGGAGCUAAGAAGGAAAAGAAGGAGGAGGAACCAAAAGAUGAAUCAAACAAGGAGAAGGAAAGUGACAAAAAAGCAGGUAAAGACGAAGAAGGAGCAGAAGAAGAAGAAGAGGUAGAUGUCGAGUUUACGCCUGUCAUUCAUUUGGAUAAAAAAGUAGAGGUGAAGACCAACGAGGAAGAUGAAGAAGUUGUAUACAAGGUCCGCGCCAAAUUAUUUAGGUUUCAUGCAGAUACCAAAGAGUGGAAAGAAAGAGGAACAGGAGAUGUCAAAUUUUUGAAACAGAAGGAGGUCAAUGGCAAAACAAGAAUUGUGAUGAGAAGAGACAAAACCUUGAAAAUAUGUGCUAAUCAUUUAAUCUCGCCUGAUUAUGAAUUGAAACCUAAUAUCGGUAGCGAUAGAUCUUGGGUAUACACUGUGACUGCAGAUGUUUCCGAAGGGGUGCCAGAAGCCCAAACUUUGGCCAUUAGAUUCGGUAAUAAAGAGAAUGCUGAUUUGUUUAAGAAACACUUUGACGAAGCUAAAAAGGCCAAUGCUGUUAAGAAGGAAUAG